Messenger RNA from Mya arenaria, 7124 nucleotides. RefSeq lists its product as uncharacterized. NCBI's taxonomy places the organism in Eukaryota, Metazoa, Mollusca, Bivalvia, Myida, Myidae. The transcript is spliced from 3 exons. The record is from RefSeq and is a predicted model, not a curated record. Bases 1207 to 3723 code for a protein of 838 amino acids. Gene Ontology annotation, cellular component: membrane.
AAAUAUGAGACAUGGUGGAUACUCAUCUUGAAAAUCAUUAUCAGUCUGGGUUUUUGGAAAAAAGAAUGUAUGGCGGAUAUCAUGUUUAUCUUUCUUCUUCCAGACGCCGUUACCUUUUUGUUAUUGAAUACUUGAAACGCAACGGCUUCAUUAUACUGGUCAGAGGUGUCGACAUGCUUUAGAAUUAAAACAAAGUUAUAGAAUAAUCGCAAAUUGUUGAUGAUUACUUGCUUUAUAGAUAUGACCUUUCUUCGAAAGCGCACCUAGGUGCAUACGAGGAAUGGUACAUUAGUUUAGACCAAAGACUAAUUGUCGUGCAACUUUUUAUUUAUUUCAUGAUAAUGUAUGUCAGUAGACAAAAAUAUAGAAGUAUGCCUACAGACGAUAUAAUAUAAUUGGGUCCUCCUAGCAACGUCCGUACAGUACUACCACACUUCCUUACUAGUAAAAUAGUUUACUUUGAACCAAAUGGUUUUAUAACUAGAACAGUAGUUUGACUUUGCAAUUAACAAGUCCAUUUCUGUUGCUUAAAGGAAAGUUUGAACUUAAAUUCAUGUUAUCACGAUAUUUGGUCGUACGCUUGUUGUUAAAAAAAUGCCAGCGUUCAUGAUUAAUCAGUUUUGCUUAGAAACACUAGUGAAUUUGUUUAAAAAAAACUCUAAAUGAUAAUGAUUUCUUAUAACUAAACCAUGUUAUAAUUAUGCAUUUGCGGUUGUAAACAGUAUUCUGAACGCAUGGUAUUUCAAGCUCCAUGCAAUUUUGAUUGAUUUCGCAGACGAUGGAUAUGCGUCAAUAUGUGUAAAACCUAGGGAUUUCUACAAAAUACUUUAAACUAAUCAAAACAGAUCUAUUUGCGUGAAUGAUAAUGAAUUUGAGUAUGAUCGUUAAAUAAAUAGCCAGUGGGUUUCUCGGGAAAAAUAACCUAAAAUUUCUACAUCGUCUUCGCGUAUUGGACGCCGCUGACGUUUGCGCACAAGAUACAUGUGAAGGUUAAUUUACGACCCGUUGGUAGCAUUUCAAACAAGGGGAGGAGCUAUUAUUCAACACGCCUGCUCAUGUUAAUUCCUCGUUUAACUUUAAACUUAUGUGUGGAAAUAUUAUUUUGUUUCAGCGAAAUUUCAAACCGGAUGUUUAAUUUAAAUUAGUAUUCUCUGUAGUUUUUCAUAUAAAUUCUGCAUACGUGAAAACAAUAAUUUAGUUAUAAUUAUGAAUGACAAAAUAUCAUGUUUUCACAAACUUUUCGACAGCGUGUCUACGUUCGUCUUCGAGAAUCCCUGGCCGAUAGUUCUGGCAAGUUUUAUCGGACAAACACUUUUUGGUCUUUGUUUUCUCUCGUUACAUCUGAACAAUGACAUUAAAGAUUUGUACUUACCAGAGAAUACACAAACGGAAAAAACGGAAAGGUAUAUUGUUCAAACAUAUUCGAAUCAAUCUGAAUUGAACUUUAUACCUCAUGCCACAAUAAAACCAAGUCUGCAGGCGGACAUUAUAUUUUACAGCAAAAACAGAUCGGUUCCAUUAAAUUGGAGUGAAGUACAAGAUGUUUUCGGCCGGAUUGAAAGCAUCGAGACAUCAACAUUGUACCAACGAAACGCACGGAUGAGAAGCGUUUGUGCCACCUCAAAUGGAACAUGUGUUGUAACAAACACGAGCGCAACGACGAAUCAUCGCUCAAUGACCAAAGAAGAACGUGUUUUGAAUACAUACAUUAAAAUGUCUAUCUUCCUUAGACAGGACACUGAGGGACGCCAUGCAGAAUCGACUCAAUGGCUUGAUAAAUUUACACAAACGAUGACAACACUUACCUCUGAGACAACUGGCUUCGUGUUCAGCACUUCAUUAUCGUUUUACGAUCGCCUCAAUUCGGACACUUACAUAGACAUUCGAUAUUUCGGUCUAGUGUUUACUGUGUUUAUGACAUACUGUGGAUUCCUUCUUUCGGGCGGCGACUGUUUGACCAAGCAAGCACACAUCGGUAGAAUGGGACUGAUUGUCACACCCUUGAGUGUAAUGGGCGCAUGGGGUCUCUUGACUGGUUGCGGUGUUGCCUUCACAAACAUGACUGGAGUGAUGCCAUUAGUUGCACUUUUUUUACAGGUGAACAAUGUACAGUACACACUGAUGAAACUGGCUGGAACCUCGGGUAUUCCUGAUGCCAAGACUCGCAUUCAACAGACAGUCCGUGAAAGUACAGUUUCUGUAUGUGCGGCAACGAUCACCGCUACCGUACCUUUAGUUGCUGGCCUUUUCUCAAGCUACAAAUCAACUCGACUAAUUUCUCUGUACACAGUGGUGACAAUGUGUUUUACCUACAUUAAUCAUUGGACGAUGUUCCUCGGUUGUUUGGCAAUUCAUGAAAAACGCAUCGAUGCAAACCGCCAUUGCUGCACAUGCAGAAAAAUUCAUUUGCCCGACGACGAUGAUGUUCAAGAUAGAAGUUCCUGCUUUAGGUGUUGCUGUACUGGCCGUCCACCAAGGUCAUAUAGAGACACACAGAGCACGUUACAGAAGAUUCCUAGAUAUAUUCUCACUCGAGCGGUUCUUUCAUUGCCAUGCAAAAUAUUGUCAACAUGUCUUUGUUUUGUCUUUCUGGGCACAUCGAUAGUCUUUGCCAUUAAAACAAAAACCGAUAUUUACCAUGAAAGCUUUAUAAAAGAAGGAUCUAACUUUUACGAUUACAAUAUUUUAAAUGACAAGUACUUUUCUGAUCAUAUUUUUAUAACUUUGGCCUCAAAACAUCAAUCAGAAAUCACUGUUGAAAACUGUGAAUCAGUGCGCAGUGACCUCAUUAAAUAUAUUGAUGCAAAAGAAGGAAUUCUUAGUGAUGAGACAAUAUUUUGGUUUGACGAAUAUAUCAACGUCGUUCAGGAAAAUAAGUCGCAAAAUUUCGCUUCUUCAGUGAGAAAUUUUCUGUCUAUGGUUCCUAAAUUCAAACAGGACAUUGUUUUUAGCGAAGACGGGUCCAAAAUCCAGUCCUUUAGGCUGUACCUCAAAUCUAGGCCAAAACAAGAUAAUAUCAAAUUGCAUUCUGAGUUCGGCAAUGAAGCUUUUCUAGGUGAACUGGUCUUUUUUGUGUAUUCCCCGAAUUUUAUCUGGGUUGAUUCCUAUCAGAAGGCCUUUUGGGAAACACUUGUAUUUAUGGGUGUAGAGUGUCUUGGCAUUGUCGUGACUAUUUUUUUUAUAUGUAGAGACCCUGUACUUACAGUUUAUGGCUGUAUUUGGUAUGGUUUCGCUUGUGUAGGAAUAUUUGGUUUAAUCAAUGUUCUUGAUGUUUCUAUCACGUCUGUUUGUUCAAUCGUUCUAAUAUUUGGUGCAACAUACAGUUGCAAUGUGAUUGUCUAUAGUCACCUGUCGUAUUUUGAGUCAGAAGGCACUGAUAUCGCUUCCAGAACCUAUAAUGUGUUAGUCGGGACAACUUCCUUAUUAUUUAACACGCUGUUUGCUACAUUACUUGGCCUUAUGGUUAUGUUCACCAAUGAAUCAUUUGUAUUUGUAACCAUUUUCAAAGGGUUUGGUUCAAGCAUUGUGGUAGCUUUGUUUGUCGGUUGUUUAUUUAUUCCAACGCUUCUCAGUAUCUUUGGGCCGAAUACAGGAAAAACAUGGUCAUAUAAAGUGGAAAAGAAAAUAGAUAUGACUGCGACUGCGAAUGGACAUCUUGCGCAAGAACCUGGUCAAACAAAUAAUGCUUACAUUGGGUCAACGAAUCACAUCGAGCAGGUUUAACUGGUUAUCCCUUCCAGAAGGUCUUAAUGAAUUCUUAACACAUAUAUUAUGCCAAUUAGAAAUCCACAUGAGUAUAUAACCACCCCAUAUGUGGAUUCAAGGGGGACGCACCUGGCGCCCCCUCCACCCACCCCUAAAAUCGUCCAAGUUUACUUUUUAUGUCAAAAUCAGAGAAUAAAAAGUUAUAAAACACGCUCAAAAUGCACCAUUUCCGACUAGAAUUGCUUAAAUGUUUAUGUGGGAAUACCCCAAUUCACAUACCAACAUUUUAAACCAUAUUAAUGUAGGUUCUUAGGGAAGAGCGCAUGUCAAAAUUUUGCGCCCCUAACUUACGCCCCCUCUAACAUCAAUUCCUGGAUCCGCCCUUGCACACUUCCCUAUUGAGUGCUGACUACUGUUUCAUUUUCUGCCUGAAUCCUGCGUUGCAAAAAAAACAGAAUAUACCAAAGUUGGAUUUCUGGGUAUCAGCCCCUAGAGCUCAGAGUACUCCGUACACAAUCGCUCAAUAUCACGAACCAAAAUCAUGUUUGUACGAAGUUCUGUUAAUAAAAAUUAGUUCUGAGGUAUUAACGAUAGAAAUAUUUUAAAAAAUCAUCCUGGCAUACAAAAAAUCACACCAGACUAUUUUCCCGUCGUUUAAGGUUUUUGUAUCACUUGUGUUAUCAAUUCGCUCUUACACGAAAUUUGUUCUUCAUAUCCCCUCAACUGAUCAUGAGUUAUGAAUACGUGUUUGAAUUUCAGUUUCCUAAAAUAAAAUAUAAAAAUGAAUAAAAUUAUAUCAGUUUGUGACUUGCAAAUACAUCCUCAUAUGCAUUUUGACCAAUCAAAAUAAAUCCACAAGAUAUUCAGGAGUUCAUAACAUAUGCAAAUUCUGUUGUACAGCCUACCAUGCAUUGAUACAGGUAGUCUACAGUGUGUGUAUACCACGUGAUAAAUUGCGUCAUAAAUGCUACGUCGGAAGGCAAUAUUUUGCUUUAAUUGAAGACUUAAAACAAUGAUAACUUUUCAUUUUCUUUACCAAUUUAAAUGAAACAUAGCGCAGUCUAUGCAGCUUACGGAGCUCCGCCUUCGGUCUUUUACCAAAUUUUAAUUGAGAGUUUAGUUUCUUAUAACACUUCGACAAACCUUUUCACGAUACGGCCGUCUGACGGAGCACUGUCAAAACAUUGUUAGGGAAACAGGUUUGUCGAAUGUUUGAUGAAACUAAUCACCUUAUCAAACUCCGGUUAUAAAACAAAGGUGGGGCUAUUUAAGCUGCAUAGACUGGCAUUUGUUUCAUUUAAAAUGGUGAAGUAAGCGAAAAGUUAUCUUUGAUUUAAGUCUUUAUUUUAAGCAAAAUAUUGCCUUCCGACGUAGCAUAUAUGACGUAAUUUAUCACGUGGUAUACACACACUGGUCUACAAACAUAUUGCAUUCGUGAGCGGUUUAAAAUGUUUCAAGGAAGAUGAAUUAUGAGUUUGUUUACAUUUCAAACAGAUCAUAAUUUUGAAAAACGAUUGCCGGCGUAAAUACAAUCAUGUGUGCGGUAAGAAUGCUGAUAGCUAACCAACCCCAGGUCCAAUUAUCGCGCCAACAUUUAUAUCAUUUUCAAAUAUCUAUCGCAACCAUUUUGAAUCAUGUCAUGCAGUUUUGUGAAAAAAAUGGGUUGACAUCGAGAUUGACACAAAAAGAAUUGGCGUGAUAUUUGGGACGAGAUGUUUACUGAUUGACAGAAAAGGUGUGAUCAAAUGUUUUCUGUAUAUUGGUAUUUUAUCGUAUUAUCAUCCCAGAUUUAAUUGAAUUGUCGUCAGAUGAAAUUCAAAGACAUCCAAUUUUGUGCUUUAAAUUAACAUCUUGCGCAAAAUUCUAUAACAUGUGAGUAAAUGGCAGUCGAAAACAGGCGGAUGAGUUCCGAUUGGUUAUCAACACAACUUAAAUCAACUCAAAAUAGGUUUAUUUUUACGUCCAGCGAGCUUCUCAUUACAUACACAAAGAAUAAAAGCCAUAUGACAAUGGUAAUCGGAAAACAAAGGUAUGGCUUCGAGAAAAUAACCGAGCGUGAUCUGAUUGUGGAUAACGGUGCACUAUCAAAAUAUUAGCCCAUUCGGAAAUUGCUUUUUUGCCAGAGAGGUUUGUAUUGUGGUAAAAAUGGCGUUCGACGAAAAAUCACGAUAUUUAAAAAAUCAUCUAAGUCUUUGCUACAUAAGCUUACAAAUAAUUAUGUCACAUCAAAUAUAUGUCUACUAGAUUAAACUGUUGUAUUCAUCUACAUUGGAGGACUAAUGGAGAACUAAUAGAUACUUGGUAAAAACUGUUUGCAUUACCCUCUCCGGUUAAAACUUUUAUUUGUCCAAAAUUUAGAUCAAAACCAAUCCGAAAAAUGUCAGUUAAACGGAAGAAUCUUUGAACUGUUACAGUGCUUUUUGAGAGACCAAACGAUACCUUCUUUAAGUAUACCACUCAAAUGUUACAGUUCUGUUGUUGUUUUUUUCAAAUGGACAGUCACUAUAAUGAAUAAAUUCGCAUAUUUGUUAAUAUGAAGUAUAAAAUAUAGAAAACCCUUUGUAAUUAUACAAUGUAUGAAAGACCAAUGCCAAACCUAAGCUAGGUCAAUACUUGCACUAGACAUAUAUUGCUUGAUUACCUUUAUUAAGAACAGUGUUUGUUUCUGUGAGUCUUGAUAGUGCCGAUUCAUUGAGUUUUUUGUUUGCAGUUUAUACUUUAUCUAACUUUAUCAUUGUAAGAUUGUUGCAUUAUCUAACUUUAUCAUUGUAAGAUUGUUGCAUUAUCUAAGUUUUAUCAUUGUAAGAUUGUUGCAUUAUCUAAGUUUUAUCAUUGUAAGAUUGUUGCAUUAUCUAAGUUUUAUCAUUGUAAGAUUGUUGCAUUAUCUAAGUUUUAUCAUUGUAAGAUUGUUGCAUUAUCUAAGUUUUAUCAAUGUAAGAUUGUUGCAUUAUCUAAGUUUUAUCAUUGUAAGAUUGAUGCAUUAUCUAAGUUUUAUCAAUGUAAUGUUGUUGCAUUAUCUAAGUUUUAUCAUUGUAAGAUUGUUGCAUUAUCUAAGUUUUAUCAUUGUAAGAUUGUUGCAUUAUCUAAGUUUUAUCAUUGUAAGAUUGUUGCAUUAUCUAAGUUUUAUCAUUGUAAGAUUGUUGCAUUAUCUAAGUUUUAUCAUUGUAAGAUUGUUGCAUUAUCUAAGUUUUAUCAUUGUAAGAUUGUUGCAUUAUCUAAGUUUUAUCAUUGUAAGAUUGUUGCAUUAUCUUAGUUGUAUCAUUAUGUAACAUUUAUUUCAUUUGAACAAAUUUAUAUAUCAUAAGUGUUGGCUUUAAUUUUAUCCUAAGUAUUACGUAUUAUCCACAUUUUAUUACGUAUCGUAUAGAUGUAUUUGUGUACGUGCACUUACGAUCAAUAAACAAUUGAUGUAAAGCCUU